CGGCGGGCGCGCUGGCCGCGCUGCCCGUGCCCGCGCUCCCCCUGCACAUACAACACAACGGAGACUAUUCAGCUGUACCCAAUAUAACGAAAUUUGAUGACCAUUUCGAGUUGGUAGGCGGUAUAAAUUAUCCGAAGAAAAUUUCCUGUCGUAGUUCAGAUGGAAAAUGCAGGAUUUUAUUAAUUAAGGGCGAAGAUGAUCUAAGAGAGGAUGCGGUAAUGCAACAAGUAUUCAAUAUUGUUAACACGUUGCUGGAAAAUAAUCCUGUCACUAAGAAGAAUAAACUUCUGAUACGCACAUACAAGGUGGUGCCGCUGUCGCGGCGCUCGGGCGUGCUGGGCUGGUGCGAGGACACCACGCCGCUGGGCACUUACUUGGAGGAAGCGCACAUCCUCUACAGACCCAAAGAUAUGAAGCCGGGUGACGCUCGCCGCAAGCUGGAGGCGUGUCGUGUCCACCGCAAGACGAACCGGGAGAAGCUGCGAGUGUUCCGGGAGAUCCUCGCCAACUUCAAGCCGGUCUUCCACAACUUCUUCACCGAGUACUACCACGACCCCGUCACCUGGUACGAGCGCAGACUGGCCUACACCAGGAGUGUUGCCACAUCGUCAAUGGUUGGAUAUAUUUUAGGUAUAGGCGACAGGCAUGUUAAGAACAUAUUGAUAGACAAGACAACCGGUGAAGUGAUUCACAUUGAUUUCGGUAUUGCAUUCGACCAAGGAAUGGCUCUCCCAACACCAGAAACUGUACCCUUCCGUUUGACUCAGGAUAUUAUCUCAGGAUUUGGUUGCUGUGGAAUUGAAGGAAUGUUCAGAAGAUGUUGCGAGAAGACGUUGCAACUGCUGCGAGACAACCAGGAGACGCUGCUGACCAUCCUGCAGGUGCUGCUGUGCGACCCGCUCUACUCCUGGACGGUUAAGGGCGCUCCGAAGGAGGCUGCACAAUGUUCGUAUCUAGUCAGCUCUACACCUACUGUCUUGCAUCGACACAUCUAUAUUUACAGUUUUGAUGUCUUCUUAGAAACAGGAGCUUCCUUCAGAAAAUCAAAAAAGAUAUAAAAAUAUAUUAAAAACGUGAAACGUCAAAUACUGACAACUCUAUCGAUACUAGCUUUCGCCCGCGACUCCGUCUGCGUGGAAUGUAAAAACAAAAGUGGGUAGCUGAUGUGUUCUUCUAGACUAUCCUCUACAUCUGUGCCAAAUUUCCUCGAGAUCAAUUCAGCGGUUUAAGUUACAACCUCUUACAAACAUCCAUCCAUCCACAUAAUGUUGUAGAUGUAUUUUUUACCAACUUCAGCACGUGAUAGCCCGUAACUGCUCCAUUGGACAGGAUAACUGAUGGCCAUUCGGUUUCAUCACAAACUAGUACUAUCUAAUACUAUAAUAAUAAAGCUUUUGAACUUAAGUUUCGUUAUCCUGGUCCUGGGAUCUCGAUCCAUA
This is a messenger RNA of Papilio polytes (common Mormon), 1439 nucleotides long. RefSeq names its product serine-protein kinase ATM (gene tefu). Bases 219 to 1058 code for a protein of 279 amino acids. NCBI's taxonomy places the organism in Eukaryota, Metazoa, Arthropoda, Insecta, Lepidoptera, Papilionidae. The transcript has 8 exons. Gene Ontology annotation, biological process: DNA repair. The record is from RefSeq and is a predicted model, not a curated record. Gene Ontology annotation, molecular function: protein serine/threonine kinase activity.